This is a messenger RNA of Athalia rosae (coleseed sawfly), 4444 nucleotides long. RefSeq names its product protein RRP5 homolog (gene Rrp5). The record is from RefSeq and is a predicted model, not a curated record. The transcript is spliced from 6 exons. The coding region runs from base 148 to 4344 and encodes 1398 amino acids. Gene Ontology annotation, biological process: rRNA processing. Lineage: Eukaryota; Metazoa; Arthropoda; Insecta; Hymenoptera; Athaliidae. Gene Ontology annotation, cellular component: small-subunit processome; nucleolus; nucleus. Gene Ontology annotation, molecular function: RNA binding; protein binding.
CCGUGCGCGCCUCGACUAAGAGCACAUGUUGCCGAAUAUAACCUAAAAUUCAAGCUUUCCGCGGUUGCGAGCUCCUGCCGCUACUCUGGUGCACUUGCAUAUUAUUUGGACAUAGAAAAGUAUUUCUCCGAGGACAAAAGUUUUCAGAUGACGUUAAAGAGUUUUCCACGAGGAGGACGUAAGCCUCAAAAACAUGUACCCUCAAAUAACGAAAUUGGAAAAAAAUCACGCUCGAAGUCACGAGAUGCAAAGAAUUAUUCUACAGCGGCCGAACCCGAAGAUUUUCAAGUCGCACAUUUGGUAGCACAAACUGCAGACUGUUUGAAUUAUUCUACUUUGACACAAGGCAUGGUUGUCUUGGGACGUGUCCGAGAGGCUAGAGAGUACGACUUAAUCAUUUCCCUUCCUGGGCGUUUGAUUGGUCGAGUGCAGCUAACAGAUAUAAGCGAAGGAUACACAAAGUUAUUACAAAAUAUGAUAAAUGCACAAGAUGGAAGACCACAUGACUACAGACCGUUGUCCCAGUUGUUCAAACCAGGAGACUACCUGGUCUGUCAUGUUAAGCAAUUGAAUUUAACGGAGAAAUGGAGGGUCUCUUUAUCCUUAGAGCCAGAGUUAGUCAACCAGAACUUGGACCGAACUCGUAUGAUCAAAAGGUCUAGAAUUAUUGGCUCUGUUUCAAGCAUAGAAGAACAUGGGUAUGUCAUCGACUCAGGAGUUGCUAAUCUGAGGGUGUUUUUGGCUUCCAAAGAUGUCGAUGAGGACAAAUCAUACUUUACAGGACAACAGCUGUCUCUCAUGAUAAAAGAAGUAAAGACUUCGGACUCAGCAUCUACGAUAACCGUAUCAGCAAAGACAAAACACAAUAAUCAAGCAGUUGCUUCUGACACGCAAUUAUUAGAUGCCCUGAUUCCUGGUACCAAAUUGGUACUUACUGUGACUAAGAUUCUGCCAAAUGGAUUGCAAGUCAAUUUUAAUGAGAACAAUACUGGUUACAUCAACCAGAUUUAUUUGGAUAAACCUUUAUCUUCCUACCAAACAAAUGGAACCGUACGUGGUACAUUAUUGUACAUUUUGCCAACUGUAAAGUUCGCAUAUUUUAGUUUGAUGAGUCAAGAAGGUGAAACUAACACCUUAAACAUCGGCGAUAUUAUGACGUCGGCUGUUCCAUUGUGCAUAGAGCAAAAAGGAAUUCUCUUGAAAUUACCAAAGAACCUACGUGGAUUCGUACCAAUGCGCAGAACUGAAGUUGACUUUCAGAAAAUAAACUCAACAUUUGCUCCCAAGACAAGACACAAAUGUCGUGUAUUGAACUAUGAUUGGUUCGAUAGAGUUUACAUUUGUUCUAUGCAAAAAGAGGUCAUGAAGGAGGAACAUUUCACCUUAACUAGUUUUGUUCCCGGCGAACUGAUUACUGCAGAAAUCAUUAAAGUUGACAUCGAAUAUGGAUCAGUGACUAUACUGGUUAAUAAAAUCAAGGGAUAUGUUCCUCCAGAACAUGUUUGUGACACCGGUGCAAAUAUGAUUGAAAUACUACAAGCUGGUCAGACGGUCAAGGCCAGAGUGUUGAGGAACGAUAUUGAACGAAACAGACUAGUGUGUACAAUGAAGCAGUCAUUAGUUGAAAGCAAUUUACCCAUACUGAGGAACAUUAAAGAAGCCACCAUAGGCUCCCAACAUCACGGUACCGUGGUACAAGUGAGAAACACAGGAGUAUUGAUACAGUUCUUUGGAGAUGUGAAGGGGUGGGUGCCACCGAGGCUACUUGGUUGUGCCAGAGAUGAAAUUAAACGUAGUUUUGCUGUCGGUCAAGUCCAAGCCCCAACGAUUGUCAAAAUAGAUGAAAAGGAGAAUAGAAUGACCCUGAGUCUAUUGGAUCUGAAAGACCAAACAGAACGGAAACCAAAAAUUUCACUACGCGUUGGUGAGCAAGUAGAAUGCGUUGUCACAGAAUCUUCUCCACAAGGUGUUUAUGUUAACAUCCACAAAAACGAUGAGAAGGAUACAGAAUCGGGAUAUUUACCGGCUGGACAUAUGGCGCCGAGUUUGGAGGUGGCAAGUUUAUUAGCUGCUAGACUGACGCCUGGAGAUAAAAUUACAGCCACAGUGUUUUCCAACUGCCCUGAGAUUAUUUUAACUACUUCUUUUACGCCACAAGAAGAUUUCACGAAUUUCGAGAACCUCAAAGUUGGACAAUACCUGCCAUGCUCCGUUACAGAGAUUUCUAAACAUAGUCUGAAAGUCUUAUUGCCUAUCAAUAAUUACGAUCAAUUGGGUAUUGUUCCCAAUAGUCGUCCAAGCUAUGUUGGAAUACUUCACAUCAAUCAAAUAUUGAUUGGUAAAAUCAUUAACAUUAACAAAAUUAAUAAACAAAUUGAACUAACGACCGACUUAUAUGAUCUGUGGCUAGAUUCUGUCAAACAAAACUCCGAAAUGACUAAUGCGGUUGAUGUUUUGAGUCUUUACCUGAACAAAGUAAGUGAGCUCCCAGAGUAUGACUACUACAAAAGUAGGCCGAUAUCGAAAGUUACUUUAGGACAGCGUGUAACUGGCAAAGUUGAAAAAGUUACAGAAGAUGGUCUCGUUUUAUGUUUGAACAAUGAUUUGCGAGGUACAGUGCGCAAGGAUCAAUCCAAAAAGGAUUUGAAAGUGGGAGAUAACGUUACCGGCACAAUUCUCUGGAUAAAUUAUGUCUACGAAAUUGUGGAAGUAACUCUGAAAUCCACAGUGGUGAAUCGUAUCGCUGCUAAACAGGCCAGUUUACCCUCCAGUAUUUUGGGAACACAAUUACAGGCUGAAAUUGUAUUGAUCACGAAUUGGUUUGUGCUUGUGGUUCUGAAAGGGAAGGAAAAUGGAAGAUUAGCAGCUCUGCCUGCUCGGAGGCACCUGAAUGACGUUGAGCCAGAUUUAAAACCUUAUGGUAUCGGAUGUAAACUGAAAUGCUUUGUUGUUUUGAAAUCCGAAGAAUCCAGUCUGCUACCUAUUUGCGUCUUAUCAUCGGUAUUUGAAGGACGCAAUUUGAAAUCGAUUCCUAAACCUGCAAAUAUUGAACAAAAACGGAAGAAACGAGUCGCAUCUGAGAAAAAUGCACAGACCGUACCAAACAAGAAGGCAAAACUGGACAAUUUGGAGCCUGACACGAUCACAUCAUCGAUGGAAGUAGAGGAUUCAGAAAUCAAGUCGGUAAAACAUGCCAAGCAGGAGACAACGGAGGAAUCUGUGAAAAAAAAGUUUAGGAAAUCAAAAGCCAAAGUGGAAAACGAAGUUGUAGUUAAGACAAAGCAGAAAGAGAAAAAAGCAACCGUGGAUAAAAAAUUAGAAACGAAUGAUGCGAGCAUUCCGGAAUGUGGAUUUUAUUGGGAUGCGACUCCAACCCCACAAGAACCACCACCUGCAGAAUCAUCCAGUGAUAGUGAGGAGGAAUCAAAGAGUCCGCAGAAAAAAAAGAAAUUGAAUGCCGCUGAACGCAGAGAACAAGAAAGGCAAAAAGAGCGUGAAAUUCGGGAGCGAGAGCAAGCGUUAGCGAGUAAUCAGCUCCCAAAUUCGCCAGACCAAUUCGAUCGACUGGUUAUGUCAACACCGGACAAUUCUUUAAUUUGGGUACAGUACAUGGCCUACCAUCUGCAAGCAACAGAGAUAGAAAAAGCAAGAGCUGUUGCCAAAAGAGCAAUUAGGACUAUCAAUUUCCGAGAGGAAGAUGAGAAACUAAAUGUCUGGCAGGCCUGGCUGAAUUUGGAGUCCAGAUUUGGUACGUUAGAAACAUUGAACGAAGUUUUUCAAGAGGCAGUGCGAACCAAUGAUGCGUUUAAAAUAUACGUGCACAUGUUAACACUUCACGCCGAUGCCAACAGACAAUCGGCAUUGGAAAAAACAAUUACGACCAUCACAGGGAAAUUCAAACAAAACCCACAAUCUUGGAUCGAGUGUGGUACUGCGUUGUUGAAAAUAGGACUCAAAGAUAAAUCCAGGCACAUAAUGCAAAGAGCUUUGCAGUCUCUGCCAGCGCACCAGCAUGUUGACCUGAUGGUGAGAUUUGCGCAAUUGGAAAAUAAACAUGGAGAUAAAGAGAGAGCACAAACAUUAUUUGAAAAAGUACUGAGCUCGUAUCCCAAACGCGUCGAUGUGUGGUCCGCUUAUGUUGAUUCUUUAGUUAAAUCCGGUGACAUACCAAUUGCGAGACAAGUUUUAGACAGAGCGAGUGCCCAAACUCUACCAGCGAGGAAAAUGAAAACGAUAUUCAAGAAGUUUAUUACAUUCGAAGAAAAGUAUGGGACGCCGGAGAACGUUGCCAACGUUCAACAAAUGGCCCGAACUUACGUUGAAAAUAAAUUUGCGGAUCAAUGAAUAAAAAACUUUGUAAUUAAUAAUGCGGUUGACGUAUAACUUACCAGAAUUAUUUGGAAGUGCAUCAAGAAUAUCCAAAUAAACCAUGUUCGCAGACUCA